Messenger RNA from Sporisorium graminicola, 1500 nucleotides. RefSeq lists its product as uncharacterized. Gene Ontology annotation, biological process: NADP+ biosynthetic process; NAD+ metabolic process. The transcript is spliced from 3 exons. NCBI's taxonomy places the organism in Eukaryota, Fungi, Basidiomycota, Ustilaginomycetes, Ustilaginales, Ustilaginaceae. The record is from RefSeq and is a predicted model, not a curated record. The coding region runs from base 1 to 1500 and encodes 499 amino acids. Gene Ontology annotation, molecular function: NAD+ kinase activity.
AUGGCUGCAUCAAUACCCAUGAGGCUCUCGGGCGGAAGUAAUCCAGCAACAACGAACCUCAUCUCGGUGCUGCGCGUCAAUCUCCCGCGAACGGCGAAAGCGGGCAUCGCCAGCUCUUCAUCAGCUCGACAGCUACACACGCAACCACUACAUCGAAGAGCCUUUUCCCAACCAUCUAGAGCAUCAACUGCAAGCAAUAUCAGGACAUUCGCAAGCGGUCUUACUGCUCGAGCAGCGGAGAAGCAUCCUCAGCCCUCACGGCCUACGCUCGCCGACCUGCCGGACAAAGUCGACGUCUCCGUUGGCCCCGCUGGGCGACUCUCCAAAGUGAUCCCUGCUCGACGUGGUGGAAAGAUCACUACCCGCGUAGGUAGCAGCUAUGCAGGCACGCACACUUUCGACUGGAUCUCGCCCCCCUCGAACGUGCUCAUCGUGAAGAAAGCGCGCGACCAUCGCGCAACGAAAGCUAUGUCUCGCAUCAUCAGCCACAUGCGCUCCACUUAUCCGUCACUCAACAUCAUCCUCGAGCGCACGGUCAUCGAUUCGAAUGAUGGCAACCUCGCCAGCACCCACCCGGAUCUCGUCUCGGCCGACCUGGCUGACAAGACGCUAUUGGCGCAGAAGACGGAUUUCGUCAUCACGCUGGGCGGUGAUGGGUCGAUACUGCACGUGUCGAGCCUGUUCGACCGGGAUGCUGUGCCCCCUGUGCUCAGCUUUUCCAUGGGCACACUGGGAUUCCUGCUACCGUACGAUAUCAGCGGGUAUCAGGAGGCGAUCAAGGACAUGGUGAACGGCGACAUCAGCUUGCUGUUGAGGAUGCGGUUGAGGCAGACGAGUCAUCGCAAGGAUGGCGAGGCGUUUUGCCAGAUCCAGGAUCAGAGGCAAGGCGGUGGCUGCUACGAUGUGCAUCUCAUGAACGAGGUGACGCUACACCGGGGGAGGGAGCCUCACAUGACCAAGAUCGACGCUUAUGUCGAUGGGCAGCAUCUCACUCAGGCUAUUUCGGAUGGGUUGAUCAUCGCCACACCGACCGGGUCCACAGCCUACUCGCUCUCAGCAGGCGGGCCGAUCGUCCACCCGUCGGUGCAGAGCUUGGUGCUGACACCCAUCUGUCCACGAUCGCUCAGCUUCCGCACCGUUUUGCUUCCCAGCGACUCGGUCAUUCAGCUCAAAAUCUCGGACGACUCGCGCUCGCCCGCAGAACUCACUGUCGACGGCCGAGUGUCAAAACUACUUCAACCGGGAGAAUACCUGCAAGUGUCGAUGAGCCCCUUCCCCAUCCCCUGCGUCAGUCGCAAGUGGUCCGAUAGGCAGCCCCCUCCUCCGUCGCUAUCGGCAGAGGCUCAGGCAGCACACGUGGUGGGGCCGGGCGAGAAGUACUCGGAUCGCGGCGAGGACGACUGGGUGCGUGAUAUCAAUACCCUGCUCAAGUUUAACGCCAGUUUCGGCGGGAGAGGCACGCUGAGUGGUAAUGGGGGAUUUGAGGAGGAGGAGCACUAA